This is a messenger RNA of Rotaria socialis, 846 nucleotides long. The record is from the annotation of a GenBank genome assembly. Lineage: Eukaryota; Metazoa; Rotifera; Eurotatoria; Philodinida; Philodinidae.
AUGUCGUCACAAAAUCUGAUAUUGGACACUUCGAUCUUACCAACAGAUAUACUAUCAUUUUCGGACGACCAUUUUUACAGGGUGGUUGAAAAAAUUGCAGGGUCAGCUGAAGCGAAGUUAUUGGAAGUUCAAGGUAUUCGAAGUGUAUAUUCGUUUUUACACACAGAAGAUGUGUUUAGUAUUCUUUCGCUUUCCUGUUCAGCAUUAAGAGAUAUAAAAAGACAAAUUUGUUUCGAAGCCGACGAUCUUAGUUAUAUGAUUAAACCAGGUUGUCGUGGCAGCAUUCGAUAUCUUUAUAAACUGCUUCAUCAAAAGCAUGAAGAACAUCAAAAAAACAUUACAUUAAAAUUUAAACGGAAUAAACAAUCAAAUUCUCCAGAAAACAGUCAGCCUAUUCACGAUCUUUCACAAGAUUCAUCUCAAGCUGGUUCAAUAUCUUCUCAUCAACAGCUUCUAACAACAGCAGAUUCUAUUAAUAAACUCAAUCAUUAUAGCUCCAUGAUCAGUAUGUUGAGUGAAUGGUUUGACAAAUAUUGUCAAACAAUAAAUGUUUCAGUCGGUGCAUUAACCGAAAAUGAAGAUUUUCAACUCUUCAUUGUUUCUAAUGGAACAGACGAAGAAGCAUCUAUAUCUUGUUCAUGUGGCAUUAAAGUGCAACUAACAAAAAAUCAUCAAACAUUCUCAUUAAAUGACGAAGGAUUUCAAUAUAUUUCAAUGACUGCAAUAACUCAAUCUUCAGAUUCUAGUAUUGUUAUUGGUAAUACUGCAGAUACAAUUCAAUCAUCUAAACGAUCAAUUGGUGUACAUAAUAAAGGUGUACAAAAAAAACAACGAACUAAAAGAUAA